AUGUGUUUCUUCCCCUCACUAUCUCCACUUGAUUCUUCUGCUUUUUCUCUCCCUCCCUUUUCCUCAUUCUCAAUUCAAAGUUUCUUUAUUUCUUUCUUUUCUUUCCCUUCUCUCUCUUCUUCCUUCUUUUUGCAUUAUUUCUCUCUUGCUCUCCUUUUCAUCUUCUUUGUUUUUCUUUUUGUCACUUCUCUCUCUGUGUCUUCAUGUUUCUUCCUCAUAUUGUCUCUUAGUGUGUCUUUUUUCUCACACUCCUUCUUUCAUUCUCUCUAUUUAUUUCUUCAUCUUUCUAUUUCUUUCUUUCCUUCUUUCUUUCUUUCUUUCUUUGCUUCUGAAAACCAUUUCUCUCUAAUUCUGUCUUUUUUAUCCUCUCUCUCCUUGUUCUUUCUCUUCUCUUUUCCUUCUUGUUUCAUUUUUAUCUCUCUCACCAUGUUUCUUUUUUUUUCAUGUUUCACCCUCUUUUCUUUUUCUCUUUCCAGGUUUCUACCUCUCCUCUCUCUACUUUCCCUCUCUUUCCACUUCAUGCUCCCAAUUUCUCUUUCUUUUCUUUUUUCUUCCUCUUUCUCACUCCUUCAUUCUAGUUAUUCUUCUUUUACUCUUGUUUCUUUAUCUUCUCCUUCUGUUUCUCCAUGUUUCUUCUUUCUCUUUCUCAGCUUUUCUUCUUUCUCUUUAUCUCUUCAAUUUUGUCCUCCUCUCUCCACGUUUCUUCCUCUUUCUCCUUUUCACAUUUUUUCUUCUUUCUCUCUCACUCUCUACAUCUGUUUAUUUCUCUUUCUAUUUUUCCAUUCUUUUCUCUUUUUCUCUUCUUCUCUGCCACAAUUUGUUUCUAAUUAUUUCAUCUUCUAUUUCUUUCUCUCUUUCUCCCCUUUUCUCUCUCCUUAUUUUUCCACUGUUUCACUUUCUUUCUUUCUUUCUUUCUUCAAUUUUAAUUUCUCUUCAUCCCAAAUUUUCUGCUCAUAUUUACCUUUCUCUCCUUUGAGAAAUGUUUUUCUUUUGUGUUUCCUUUUACACUCUCUUUUAGUCUUUCUUUCUUUCUUUCUUUCUUUCUUUAAACCCUUGCUUUCCUUAUCUUCUUUUUUCCUUUCUUUUAUUUUUCUUCGCCUACAUUGUUCAUGGUCUCUUUCCUUUUACAUUUCCUUUUUUCCUUCUUUAUUUCUUUGUUUUUUCUUUCCUUCCCAUUUUCUUUCUUUCUUUCUUUCUUUCUUUCUUUCUUUUCUUUUUCCCUUCUAUCUGCAUUUUAUUCUUCCCAAAUUCUUCCUUCCCCUUUAUUUUUUUCUUGAUUUUUUUCCCAAUUCCUUCCUUUCUUUUUUUUUUCUUACUUCUUUACUUUGCUUCUUGCUUUCUUUCUUCUGUACAUCUCAAUUUCUUUCUUUCUUUCUUUUUUUCUUUCUUUCUUUUUUCUUUCUUUCUUUCUUUCUUUCUUUCUUAACAAUGACAAUUUUUCUUCACAUCUCUUAUCUAUACUUAUAA
Molecule: messenger RNA, 1467 nt
Organism: Acanthosepion pharaonis
Lineage: Eukaryota; Metazoa; Mollusca; Cephalopoda; Sepiida; Sepiidae
Source: the annotation of a GenBank genome assembly